Larimichthys crocea (large yellow croaker) is the source of this 1970-nucleotide messenger RNA. RefSeq names its product divergent protein kinase domain 1Ab (gene dipk1ab). The record is from RefSeq and is a predicted model, not a curated record. The coding region runs from base 315 to 1601 and encodes 428 amino acids. NCBI's taxonomy places the organism in Eukaryota, Metazoa, Chordata, Actinopteri, Sciaenidae. The transcript is spliced from 5 exons.
AAGCAUGUAUCCAUUUUUUUUUUUUUCAGAUGAACAACAAACUGUUACCCAUCCCUCCUGCUGUAAUUGGUCAGGGCGCCCCAGUAGAGCUCAUGGCCAACAUGAGGCUGCGUUUGCUGCGGUCGGGGGCGCAGCUCAGUCUGCCGCCUCGCUGCAUCCGAACGCACGCUGCUGGCGGUGCCGCCGACAGAAUUAGUGAUGUUUUAUAUUUGGAACGUUUCCAGGGUUAGCCCUAUAGGCGUAGCCUGACACCGUAUGUUGUGUCCGACGAAUUUCUUCCUUCAGCAGCUUUUGUGACAUGUUCUACAUCUGCCAUGGCAAGAGAUCUGUUUCCAUGGGGGUUCUUCAGAAAGCCUCUCUACAUCCAGGCCAGGUUUUCCUACCUACAUAUGAAGUACCUGUUCUUCUCCUGGCUGGCAGUGUUUGUGGGGAGCUGGAUAGUGUAUGUCCAGUACUCGUCCUACACAGAGCUGUGUCGUGGGCACGACUGCAAAAAUUCAAUAUGUGACAAAUACAGAAAAGGAGUCAUUGACGGCACGGCCUGCAGCAGCCUGUGUGAGAAAGACACUCUUUAUCUGGGGAAGUGCUUCACUGCCAAGCCCAACAGCCAGGUGUACUCUGGGAGCUGGGGAGACCUGGAGGGAGUCAUUAAGUGCCAGAUGGAAGAGGCUCCUCAUUAUGAUUUGGGAAGUGAGAUGGAGCCCAGGAAGGAGGCUGCGGCCUUCAACAAGCCCACCAAGGGGACCUCUGUGGAGAAGUUCAGAGAGAUGAUUCUCAACCACCUGAAGGCUAAAGUGGGAGAUCAGGCCAACCUUGCAGACCUGGCAACCCAAGUACUGUCUAUAACAGAUGCCGAUAAGGACGGUCACAUCUCGCUGCCCGAGGCUCGCUCCACGUGGGCUCUGCUGCAGCUCAAUGAAUUCCUGUUAGCAUUAGUCCUGCAAGACAGAGAGCACACACCCAAGUUGCUGGGCUUCUGUGGAGACCUGUAUGUGAUGGAGAAGGUGCCAUAUUCUCCCCUGUACGGGAUCAGUCUGCCUUGGAUCAUCGAAGUGUGGAUACCCGCCGGUCUACGCCGCAGCAUGGACCAGUGGUUUACCCCAUCAUGGCCACACAAGGCCAAGAUCUCCAUCGGACUGCUGGAACUGGUCGAGGACGUUUUCCACGGUACUUUUGGCAGCUUCCUCAUGUGCGACAUUAGCGCCAGCAGUUUUGGCUACAAUGAUCGCCAUGACCUGAAGGUGAUGGACGCGCAGUACAUCGUUCCUGAAGCAAUCUUCCAAGAAGGCAUCAGACAGCAGCGCUGCGACGUGGACGAGGAUUGUCUUUACGGGGCGGACUGCCUCACUUCCUGUGACCUCACCAAGCACCGCUGUACAACAGAGGUCACCAGGCCAAACUUAGCCAAAGCCUGUGAAGCGCUGAAGGACUACAUUCUGAGAGGGGCUCCAUCUGACGUGAGAGAGGAGCUCGAGAAGCAGCUGUACGCUUGCAUUGCACUCAAAGGUUCAACAGAACAGAUGGAAAUUGAGCACUCGUUAAUUCUAAACAAUCUCAAGACUUUGUUAUGGAAGAAAAUCUCUCAUACAAAAGACUCCUAAUGAAUAAGCACAGACCAAAACCUGUCACUCAGUUUUUAAACACUGGAAAUAUUUUCACUGUGGAAACAAGUAUAUCCUCUUAUAUUCAACUUCAUGUGAUUAACUGAUGUAUUUUAUCCUGAAGCACUUGUUGAGGAAUGUCACUUUCAUAUUAAGUCAUGUAAUUAGUAGACUUCAUUAAUAUACUGGAGCAAGCGCAUUUUUUUUUUUUUUUAAACAAAGACAUCAAUAAAUUUAACAUGAACUGUAUGCUUAACUCUGCAGUGCACUGUCUGGUGGUUGAGCAUUUAUUCCAUUUUCACCCUCAAAGAGUCAGCACCAUUCACACAAAACUGGACGUGUGUUUAGAAGGCAUGUCAGUGGGUAGAU